UCAUCGGCCUAGUGCCGAGGGGGUCUAUCUGUUCGCCCGCUAUCUCGUCCGCGAGGCCGUGCCGUGCGUCACGCACCCCCGAGCCAUAAGAGCUGGCCGACGGCGCUGGACACCGGAUCAGUCGCUGCGCAGAUCCGUCCGCCGCCGCUGCCGUGUCCUCUUCCGCCCGCCGCCAUUGUCGCCGCCGUCUCCGUCACGGAAGGCCGCCGCCCCUGUAUGAUCUCGAGCACCGCUGCCGCUCGCGUUGACACCGUCCACCUGUUGCUCUUCGACUCGUGUCUCGCAUGCCACAAGAUGUCAGCCUUCCCACAAGGCAUGCAUGCUGCAUACAAAGUGCGUAGCAACUUGCAGAAGUACGAGUCAAUGACCAAGGCAGAUCGACAGUCAUCAUUCAGCAGCUCUAGUACAGAUAACUCAGGCAGUGGGAACUAUCCUCACAUGGAAAAUAAAUUUAUGGAAGAGUUGCCCACUAAAUAUAACGACAAGUUGAUGAAGAGUAUCUGGGGUUUCUAUAACAGAUAUUCUGUUCACAACCUGAAGACAAUUGAGGAUGGAAAUGUCAGCAAGAGCCAGCAGUAGUUAAUGACUGCUGGCUCUGGAGGGCAAUGGGCAGGCAGCCCCCAGCUCUCUAGUAAUGGGGACACUAUGUGGUUCACACAAUGGACCUAACGUGUAGCUGACACCAGAGGAGGUCCUGUCUCCACGAUAUGCAUUACUUCAGUAUAAUUUUGAGGGAAAUUAAUUAAUUUUUAUUAAACAUGAAACACAUCUGUAAUGAUGUGGAUCACUAGUCUUCCACUAACUAUGUGUGUAGUUGAAUAGGUGUAGUUGUGUAGGUAAUUUUCCAAGAAAUAUAUUUUAAAGUAAUAAUAGAAGUUCCAAAUGAAAAGAUUGGAAGAAUGUGAUAUUUUACUUAUGUGUUAUAAUAUUUUAAGAAAAUAUAAUCAAUGUCUUAUAUUUAUAGGUAACAAUGUAAAAUAAUUUAUGUUAAAGGAAAUAAAAAAUAACA
Molecule: messenger RNA, 1009 nt
Organism: Schistocerca piceifrons (Central American locust)
Lineage: Eukaryota; Metazoa; Arthropoda; Insecta; Orthoptera; Acrididae
Exons: 5
Coding region: 217-579 (120 amino acids)
Source: RefSeq, a predicted model, not a curated record